Uranotaenia lowii is the source of this 3240-nucleotide messenger RNA. RefSeq names its product homeotic protein caudal (gene cad). The transcript has 3 exons. The record is from RefSeq and is a predicted model, not a curated record. Gene Ontology annotation, cellular component: nucleus. Lineage: Eukaryota; Metazoa; Arthropoda; Insecta; Diptera; Culicidae. The coding region runs from base 456 to 1544 and encodes 362 amino acids. Gene Ontology annotation, molecular function: DNA-binding transcription factor activity, RNA polymerase II-specific; RNA polymerase II transcription regulatory region sequence-specific DNA binding. Gene Ontology annotation, biological process: cell differentiation; regulation of transcription by RNA polymerase II; anterior/posterior axis specification.
UUCGUUGAGUGAGGUUGGUUUUUUCGUAUCUAGUUCUUGGUUUGGCAAAUUUUGGACCAGUCUCGGUGCCCGAGAGAUUGGUACUUGGCAGCCAGGUUGUAGUGCUAGAGUCACUGGCCUGUACGCAUCAGCGAGAGCUAUCCGCUAAUCAAUAACGAGGAUUAAAAGUGAAAAUUUAUUUAUUGCAUUUGUUAUUACAUAAUAUCAUAAUUUUAUUGACAAUAAAAAGUGUACUUAACGGGAGGGCAGUGUUGAUAAAUCAUCCAACUACAUCAAAUGUGUUAUUUAUAGUGUGAAUAUGCAAACUCGAAGAUAACUACCAAGUACAAUGGAUGAAGUGUUGAGAAUUGGUUAACUGAAGACAAACGAAGCCUCAAGAUAUUAUAUGUGCUGGAUAACUACACCCUCAAUUCAAAGAAUUUAAAACAAAAGUGCAAAGUGAAAAAUCGGUGAAAAUGGUGUCCUACUACAACCAUUUUGCAAUGUACCCAAAAAAUCACAGUGGUAACUUGCCGUAUUCGGCCACUUCCGGUUGGUACCCGGGAAACUAUCAGCAUCAGCCGCCGCACCAUCAGUUUAUUGGCGAUGGGGAAUCCUCUCCGCAGCCGAUGUACUAUCCACAUCCGCAUGUGUUCCAUCAGUCCAGUCCGGAUUGGACCGGACAUGAAAACUUCCCAACACCUCCGCAGACGCUGCUUCCGCAUGGGUCCAGUCCCGGCGGGCUUCACCUCGGAAGUGGCGGCGGCGUCGGUGGGCAAAGCAGCGGUCCCGGAAGCACAAACGGGGCCAAUCCGGGUGAUCACAUUGGCGACGGGCUGCACAGUAUACCGUCGCCACCGAUUACCGUUUCCGGUAGCGAUAUGUCCAGCCCCGGAGCGCCCAAUGGGUCCUCGUCGCCACAGAUUACCUCCCAACGGCCGACACCGGUCAAAAGUCCCUUCGAGUGGAUGAAGAAGCAAUCGUAUACGGCGCAACCCAAUCCAGGCCUGAUCAACAUCUGUUCGGCGCCGUCCCUGCAAGAUUUCACCCCCAUGGAAUCCGGUGGGAAAACACGUACCAAGGACAAAUACCGGGUAGUUUACACCGACCAUCAGCGGCUCGAACUGGAAAAGGAGUUCCACUACACCCGGUACAUCACGAUCCGCCGGAAGUCGGAGCUGGCCCAGUCGCUGCAGCUCUCGGAACGACAGGUCAAAAUCUGGUUCCAGAACCGCCGCGCCAAGGACCGCAAGCAGAAGAAGAAGGCCGAGAACGGUGUCAUGGGUCUGAACAGCCAGUCGCUUUCCUCGGUGGCCCACUCGCAGCACAACGUCGUCCAGGGCAUGUCCAAUCUGCUGGUGGACACGAAACCGAAGCUGGAACCCUCGCUACACCUGUCGCACCUGCACCAGAUGAGCGCCAUGAGUAUGGGCAUGGGCUCGAUGGGACUCCACCAUCCUCACCAUCCGCUGCACUCGCACCUGGGAGUGCCCACCUCACAGCACCUGAACCAGGGCCAUGGACAUGGCCCCCAGGGUCCCCCAACUUCGUUAAGCAUAAUGUGAUGUGGUUCGCUAGAUUAACUUAUUUCUCCUUGAUUUAGAGCUGUAGCGAGGUAGAAUCGUAAAUUAUAAGAGCAUUCAGCUCCGACUUAACGAGUUAUUAGCAAAUGGAAAGUUGUUCAUAGAAGGGGUGCCGCCAAGCUAGAGUGAGAGCAAAGAAAAUGAAGAAAAACACCUCACAGUAAUCUACAACGGACGCAUAAGUUAGGUUAGGGAAAGGCAGCUUGGAAUAUCAUUAUAUAUGAAUGCUCUGGACGGGCUUGGACGCACGAACUGAAAUGCCUUAUUAGAAUGCUGCUGCUGCUGUAGCCAGCCUUCCAUUUUCUGUGUGUUGGUGCGAAUUUCAUUCGCCGCACGAAAAAGAAACCAAUCUCACGCGUCUGGUUAUGAAUAAUUUAUAAGCCCGCACCCGCCAUCGCCGGUAGGUCGAAUCCGACCAAUCGGAAGGCCUCAUGCAUAAAUUAUACACCGAGCUCCAGGAAACGAAAUGCCAGUCAAUCCCCCAAGCUGUGCGAUGCCCUCGUUUGGAAACCCAAGCCCAAGCUCCACCCUUUUGCGAUCCGUCGUUAGAAAACCAAAACUUCGAGAAAUAAACGGCAGUCGGGCGAAAAAAUAACGAAAAUUAAACAAAGUGCAAUGUAAAAAUGAUAUAAUUUUAAUAACCUAAUUUAGCGUGUAAGAAUUUGUUAGUUCCCAUGAACGGUUGCAACGAGUUUAACGUGUAGCAAUACGCGUGCAAAUUAUUAUGAACUGGCAGUUUAGGCUAGCUUUCCACUGCGCUACUUAAAUAGUUUAAUUUGCCUGCAAUAGUAUUAAAACCAACCAGAAAAUAACGUUACAUCUAAGAAACCAAUCAUCAUUUCUCUGUAAAAGCAACUGGAUAAAAUGUUUUGAAUAAAGACACCCAUAGACCAACGAAAGCAUUGUCUAGCGAUCGUUUCACCUUUUUCCAACUUUUACCUCAUGAGAAGAAUAAAGAAAAAAAAACUGUCAACAAAACCCGUUUAAUCGAAACAACUUAACACUGAAAAAAAACAAAAAAAACACGACAAAAAAGGCUCCAAGGUGCUAAUUGCCUGCGGCACCAAACUUAAAAUUCACGAUCUUUACGUUAUACACACACAAACAAGGAAGAAAUCGCCAGAAACGACUAUGUUGACCUCGUAUCGCGAGGUUGUGAAAUUCGGUCGAUAGGGGAUUUUCUCACAUCAAAACACAAACACACUAACAACCAACUAACCAACAACAACAGUGCAAAACAGUGCGCGAUGCCGCCGCUUCGACGAGAUUACUUUAGUUAGUUAAGAGAUACUUAGGUUUCAAUUCAACCAUUAUGAGUUUUGAGUUUUGCUGUCGUUAUUAUGGUUAAAAUUAUUUUUUUAAACCGUAACAUAAUUCUGUAGAGUUUGUUUUGCCGGUUACGACUGUCACCAUUCAUCGAUCGUCUUCUUCGUUUUGAGUGGUAGGAGUAUAUAUGUAUGUAUGUAUGUACAUCUGCACCGGGAGGGAUUCCCGGGAGGAAGUUUUUGAUUAUGUUGGAUACUUACACCCAUUGUAGAUACAUUCUAAUUGCAAUCACAUAAACUUAAAAUCGAUACACAUGGAAGAAAAUAAACAAAAAAAACAACACACACCCCACACUUAAUUAUUAUAAGUGAAGCAAGAAAAAAUAAAAAAAAUAUAUGCUUACUAUCUGAAA